This is a messenger RNA of Kuraishia capsulata CBS 1993, 2103 nucleotides long. RefSeq lists its product as uncharacterized. Gene Ontology annotation, biological process: long-chain fatty acid metabolic process; long-chain fatty-acyl-CoA metabolic process. Bases 1 to 2103 code for a protein of 700 amino acids. Gene Ontology annotation, cellular component: lipid droplet; plasma membrane; endoplasmic reticulum. Lineage: Eukaryota; Fungi; Ascomycota; Pichiomycetes; Pichiales; Pichiaceae. The record is from RefSeq and is a predicted model, not a curated record. Gene Ontology annotation, molecular function: long-chain fatty acid-CoA ligase activity. The transcript has a single exon.
AUGGUCUUCCAAGUCAACGUACCAGUUGGUGAAGCAAAACAGGGCGAAACCGCCCCGCGCCGGAACUACAAAGUUGCCGACGGGGCUGUUUCGCGUCCUGCCGGAAUCAAAGGCUCCACUGUUUUUGACUACUUCAAUGAGUGUGUUGCCAUGAAUAGCCGUCACAAGGCCCAGGCCUGGAGAGACCUCAAGGCAGUGCAUAUUGAAACAAAGAAGGUGACCAAGCUCGUUGAUGGACAGAUGCAGCAAGUAGACAAGGACUGGACCUAUUACGAGCUUUCAGACUACUCCAGCAUCACCUUCACUGACUUGCAAGAGCUUGUGAAUGAUUACGGCCGCGGAAUUGCAAAGCUGGGUGUCUUGCCCGGCGACGUGGAACGUCUGCACAUCUUUGCUUCGACCUCGGCCAAGUGGAUGCGUACUUAUCUUGCCACUCAGACCAUGGCAAUUCCAAUUGUCACUGCUUAUGAUACGCUUGGUGAGGAGGGGCUGACCCACUCUCUUGUUGAGACCGGCUCUGUUGCCGUGUUCACUGACAACGACCUGCUGGUGAAGCUGGUCAACCCACUGAAGAAGGCUGACAAAGUGAGAUAUAUUAUCCACUCAUCGCCGCUUGACCCAGCCGACAAAAUUGCAAAUGGUGCGUACUAUGCCAAAGCUGCUGCUGCCAUUGAGAACAUCAAGCAGACCCGUCCAGAUAUCCAGGUUAUCUCAUACGAUGACGUCAUUGCUCUCGGAAAGGCCAACCGCGACAUUCCUCAGGUCCCACCAAAGGCAGACAACUUGUCAUGCAUCAUGUAUACCUCUGGUUCUACUGGAACUCCGAAGGGAGUUGUUUUGACCCACCGCAACAUUGUGGCAGGCUUGGGCGGUAUUUCUGUGGUUAUUGACCGCAGCACUGUUACCACCGACGACCGUGUGAUUGCAUUUUUGCCUUUGGCCCAUAUCUUUGAGCUUGCUUUUGAGCUUAUUGGUUUCUGGUGGGGUGGAUGUGUCGGUUAUGCAGCUGUUAAGACGUUGACCGAUGCCUCGUGUAAGAACUGUCUUGGUGACAUGCGUGCCUUUGAGCCAACUGUAAUGGUUGGUGUUGCUGCAGUUUGGGAGUCUGUCCGCAAGGGUAUUUUGGCCAAGGUGGAACAGACGCCAUCGAUCACGCAAAAGGUGUUCUGGGCUGCAUACAAGGCAAAGCUUGGUAUGAAAAAUUGGCACAUCCCCGGUACUUCGCUGAUCGACACAUUAAUUUUCAAGAAGGUCAAGGCUGCUACCGGUGGUCACCUUAAGCUGCUGCUCAACGGUGGGUCUCCAAUCAGUGGAGCCACCCAGAGGUUCAUUUCCAAUUUGAUUGCUCCGAUGCUUGUCGGUUAUGGUCUCACGGAAACCGUGGCUAACUGUACCAUCCUGGACCCUGACCACUUCGAGUACGAUGUGGCAGGUGCCCUUCUCGGCUCGAUCACCGUAAAGCUGGUAGAUGUUCCUGAUGCAGGAUACCUUGCCAAGAACAAUCAAGGUGAGGUGCUGAUCAGAGGUCUGCCUGUGUUUUCGGAGUACUAUCGCAACCAGAAGGAGACUGAUGCCGCAUUUGCGUACGACCGUGAAUGGUUCUCCACCGGCGACAUUGGUGAAUGGACUGAAUCAGGUCAGCUCAAGCUGAUCGACCGUAAGAAGAACCUGAUCAAGACUCAGAACGGAGAAUACAUUGCCCUUGAGAAGCUUGAGAGCACGUACCGUUCAAACGUCCACGUGGCUAACAUUUGUUGUUAUGCCGACGAAACCAAGGUGAAGCCAGUUGGAAUUGUCGUACCUAACGAGAAGGUGUUGAAGGACUUGGCUGUUCAAAUUGGCAUCAUAAAGAAUCCUGAAGACAAGUCCUUAGCCGAGCUUGUGACAAACAAGAAGCUCUGCAAGGCCGUCAACAAGUCUCUGCUUGAGACUGGAAGACAGCACGGUCUUGCUGGUAUCGAGCUUAUCCUUGGCUGUGUUCUUCUUGACGAGGAGUGGACCCCGGAGAAUGGAUACGUCACCAGUGCUCAAAAACUGCAGCGUAAGAAGAUCUUGCAGCAUUCCAAGGACCGUAUUGACCAGUUGUAUGCUGAGAACAGUUGA